ACCAUGACUUCUGUUUGAUUUGGAUCAACAACACCGAUAGAAUUAAGGGUGAGUCCUAGAUAUUCCCGAAGAAUCAGCGAGUACUGGUUCCAAAUCUCGGAGUGUUUAGCUCCACACCAAGUUGACAAUUGCCAUUUCAGUUCUUAAUCCGUCCUACCAUGACUUCUCUUUCUGCCCUAAAUAUCUCUCUGCAAUAUCCUCCUGCUCGCAGAGACGACACCGUCCUUGAAGAUUACCAUGGCGUCAAAAUUGCCGAUCCUUACCGAUGGCUCGAAGACCCUGAUGCGGAAGAAGUGAAAGAGUUCGUACAGGAACAGGUUAAACUGACGGAUUCGGUUCUUCAAAAAUGCGAAACGAGAGACAAGCUUAGGGAAGCGAUAACGAAGCUUUUUGACCAUCCUCGUUACCACGCGCCGUUUAGACGAGCGGAUAAGUACUUCUACUUUCACAACACUGGGCUUCAGGCACAAGAUAUCCUUUAUGUGCAGGAGAGUUUGGAGGGUGAGGCAGAGGUGUUACUCGAUCCCAAUGGCUUCAGUGAAGACGGAACUAUGGCGCUGAGUACUCUGUCAGUAAGUUACUUGAGUGAUGUAAAGUAUGUUCUGCAAGUUAGAGACUUAAAAACAGAACCAACUACUUGGAUUGAUGUCGUCCAAGAGUCAGAAAAAGAUGUACUUGAGUCAGCAUGUGCUGUAAACGGCAACCAACUGAUAGUGAGUUACUUGAGUGAUGUAAAGUAUGUUCUGCAAGUUAGAGACUUAAAAACAGGUUCCUUUCUGCACCAAUUACCAAUUGACAUUGGCUCAGUUUCUGAAGUUUCCGGGCGGCGUGAAGAUAGUGUGGUUUUCAUUAGCUUUACAAGUUUUUUAACACCUGGUAUCAUCUACCAGUGUAACUUGGGAACAGAGAUUCCUGAUAUGAGAAUAUUUCGUGAAAUUGUUGUCCCAGGGUUUGAUCGAUCUGAAUUUCAUGUUAAACAGGAUUUCGUGAGUAGUAAAGAUGCUACCAAAAUCCCAGUGUUCAUUGUUGCGAAAAGGGAUAUUAAUUUGGAUGGUUCACAUCCAUGUUUAUUAUACGGAUAUGGUGGUUUUAACAUCAGCAUUACACCAUAUUUCAGUGUCAGUCGCAUUGUAAUCACAAGACAUUUAGGUGUUGUUUUCUGCAUAGCAAAUAUUCGUGGUGGUGGAGAAUAUGGGGAGGAAUGGCACAAAGCAGGCUCGCUUGCAAGGAAGCAGAAUUGCUUUGAUGACUUUAUUUCCGCAGCAGAAUACCUUGUAUCUACGGGUUAUACUCAACCCAAAAAGUUAUGUAUUGAAGGUGGAAGCAAUGGUGGACUUCUUGUUGGUGCUUGUAUAAAUCAGAGACCCGAUUUAUUUGGUUGCGCUCUAGCUCAUGUUGGUGUUAUGGACAUGCUACGGUUCCACAAAUUUACCAUAGGUCAUGCGUGGACCUCAGAUUAUGGUUGUUCAGAAAAGGAAGAAGAGUUUCAUUGGCUAAUCAAGUAAGUUUUAUCCUAUCUUAAAAUAUCAGCUAUGUAUGAAAACAUGAAAUCACCAAAAUUUAGUUUGUUUAUUUUUUGUGGCAAAUUUUUUGAAAUCACAUACAUCUCAUGAUAACGUAGUGUACUGAUGGAGAUGGUGGUGGAAGUGUGGCGUUAGUGGGGUUACAUUUAGACAAUUUAAAAGGGCUGAUGAUAGGUUGUUGAAAUGUGGCAUUUCAGAAAUACUUAUUUGAUGGGCAUGGAUAAAUUAAUCAUAAUUUAGGUGCACACCACCUGACCCCACCACUUUUCUUAUUGACAAACCCUAUGUUGGACUAGUAUCAUACUAUCACUAGUUCUGUAAUUUCAAAUAUUUUUUAUUAUAUAACUUCAGAUCCAAUUGAUCGAUCUUUUCUUCCUUAGAAGUCAUAAACUACACAUAGACCACAUCACACGCACCUCCUGUUUUGAAAAGCUAGUUAUGAUUUACUGAAGAGAUAGUGGCAUUACAUUAGAUUUAGAUCUAUGACAUACUUUCAUAUAGGAUGACGUUGUUUCCUCGUGCCUUUGUCAUUAGAUAGGU
This is a messenger RNA of Vigna umbellata (rice bean), 2063 nucleotides long. The record is from RefSeq and is a predicted model, not a curated record. NCBI's taxonomy places the organism in Eukaryota, Viridiplantae, Streptophyta, Magnoliopsida, Fabales, Fabaceae.